AUAGAACUGGAGGAACUAGAGGAAUCCUCUGGGCGUCCAUGACGUGCCUUGGGCUGAAUGGACAUUUCGGACGCGGACGAGCUCCCGCCCUCCCCAGAGUUUGGGCAGCUCCAGGUGACUGUGACGCCUCCCGAAGGGCCUGACGGCGGUCAGCCGCUCGAGCCGACUCUGCCGACCCCGGAGUUCGGUGAGUCCGAAAAGCUAAAGGUGGCAGAAGCAACCAAAGCCGUUGCUGAAUCUCCAAAGUUUGGGUCUGCCACUCCAGCGUCUCCCACCUUUGGCGAGCCAGACUCGCCAGAGGCGCCAGCAGCGCCGGAGGCAGUGCCUCUGGCAGCGCCGCGGGAGCAGGUGACCAUACCAUCCACCCCGGACUUCGGCAGCGCAGAUGAGCGCAAGAGCAGCACCGCCAGCAGCCCACAGGGCUCCAGCUGCUCCAAUAGCCCGGAUGCCGGGCGCGGGAAGCGGCUGUCCGUGGACAUGCUGCUGCCGUCGCCGGCCUCGCCCAACGAGCGCAGGGAGAAGGCGAGGUUCGACUUUGCGGAGGAGGUGCCGGACUUGGUGAAGCAGAACAAGGAGCUGAUGCAGGAAUGCCUGGCCCUCCGACUCGAGAAGAAGAAGGAUGAGCAGAUGCUGAGCUGGUACUACGAGGAGUAUGAGGAGUACGAGGAAUUCAUGGAUGAACAGAGUCGACAGAGGCCGCGACUCGUCGAGAUGGAGGAACUGGCGCAGGAGCACGCGGAAGUGCGGAAGAGGCUUCAAGCGCAGCUGCAGGAGCAGAGUGUCCAAGUCUUGGACGAUCAGGUUAAGGAGGCUCGCCAGCGUCAGCAGCUGCAGCAGGAGGAGGCGCUGACCAGCACCCUGCGCCUGGAGAACGACGACCUGGCGGCGGAGCUCCGGGAUCUCCAGGAGCGCCUGACGCAGCACACCAAAGCGGCGCAGCAGGCGGAGGAGCAAGGUGCUGCCCUAGAGGCCUCCCUGCAGCAGGCGGUGGCCAAAACCCAGCGCGCCGAGGCGGCGGCCUCGUCCGCGUCGCAGAAGGCGCAGCGAGCGGAGGCUCGCGCGGAGGCGGCGUGGGCUGCAGAGGCGGAGGCGGCGCAAGAGCAGGACAGCAGUGCCACGCGUGAGGUGAAGAGUGCGAUGGACGCCCUGGCAAGGUCUCGGCAGGAGAUGGAGGAGGUGACGGGAGUGGAGUGGCGCGCGGCGGAGGCCUUUGAUCGUGUGGCGGACUUGUCGCGGGAGCUGAAGCAGGCACAAGCCCUGGCAGACUCCGAGAGCCAGCGCCACAGCGCGCAGCUGGCGGCCUUGCGAGCCGACGCCCAGGUGCAGAUCGCGGCGGUGGAGCAGCAGGCGGCGGACCUGGCGGUGCGGCUGAAAGUCGCGAACUCCGAGUGGAAGGAUGCGCAGGCGCGGUUGGAGCUGGCCUCCGCUUGCAGAUCCGCCACCUCGGAUCAGAAGGAGGAGCUCUUCGAGACGCGGAUCCAGGACCUGGAAGCGCGGCUGGCCUCCGAGGCUUCCUGCAAGCUGCGGGCGGAGAAGCGGCUGGAGGCUGAAGAGGUGCUGGCGAGGCAGCUGCAGUCGGACCUGGACAAUGAAACGUCCGCCAAGCGCGAGGCGGCCAAAGCCUCCAAGUCCCUGGACCUCCAGCUGGCGAGAGCCACCGCCUGCGAGCACGAGGCCGAGGCGCGGCUGCAGGAGGCGGAGGGCGACGCGCGGGAGCUGCAGCGGGCGCUGCGGGAGGCCAAGCGACAGACCCACGAGGCCGAGCAGGAGGCCGAGUCUUCAGGCGGGCAGCUGGGGGCGGCCUUGGGCGCCAAGCAGCGCCUGGAGGCGCAGAUGCGGAUCCUGCAGGCCUCCCUGGAAGCUGCAGAGAGCAGCGCAAGCUCGGGAGGCAGCGUUGCGCUGAAGCUGCAGGGUCAGCUGGGAGAGGCCAAGCUGCAGCUGCAAAGCCAAGCGCAGCAGCGGCAGCUGGCGGAGGCUCAGCUCGGGCAGCUGGAGGACUCCCUGAACCAGCUGCAGGGGGAGCUGAAGUCCUCGGGCGAAGCGCGGCGGAGCGUGGAGGCGCAGCUGGGGGAGACGAAGCUGCAGCUGCAGAGUGAGACACAACGGCGACAACUCGCGGAGGCACAGCUGGGGCCGCUGCAGGACUCCCUGGGGCGGCUGAAGGCGGAGCUCAAGUCUUCCACCGAAGCGCGGCGAGGCUCAGAGGUGGCGCUCCAAGAGUCCCGGGACUCUGCCAAGGAGCUUGUGGACUUCCAGCUGACAGAGAAGCACGCGGCCUUCGGACUGGAGGCCUCCGAGCGGAAGAGCACGGAGCUGUCGGAGGAGCUGGGCGCGGAAAGGCGAAGCGCUGCGAAGCGCCAGGCGUUGCUGGGAAGCUUGGAGCUGCAGCUCGAGGUGGAGCAAAAAGGCAAGGAAGCCGCCCAGGACGCCUUUGGCCGGGCCCAGGAGGCGGCCAACUCCUUGGAGUGCCAACUGGCCUCCGCCGGCGCGGUCCUGGAGCGGCUCAAGGAGCAGCAAGUGGCAGAGGGCCAGGGCAUCGAGGAGUUUGCUGCAGCGCUGGGCAUUGCCAGAGAAGAGCAGGCGGAGCAGGGGGAGGAGCUGGGCGUGCUGCGGGAGGAGCUGGACAGGGCGCGGUCCCAGCGCCGUGCCGCCAUGCAGGCCUCGGAGCGCGCCCAGCUGGCGCGCCUCGAGCAGCACCACCAGCUCGAGGCCGUGGAGGCGCAGGCCAUCCGCUGGAAGAAGCAGACCUUGCUCGAGGAGGCCGCGCGGAGCUCCUCGGUGUCGUCGCUGCUGGAGGAGUCCAGCGCGGUGGUCCGGGAGCAGCAGGCUGAGCUGGUUCAGGAGGUGAAGUGCCUGCACGCAGAGCUGGCGCAGAACGCGUCAGAGCUGUCCACCGUCGAGGAUGACUGCACGAUGCUGAAGUAUCGCUUGACCCGGGCGGAGAACGAGGCUCAGGACUUCGAGAAAUCGGCAGAGUCAGAGCAGGAGUGCUGCCGGAUGCUACUGCAGCAGCUGGAGGAGCUGGCGGUGCAGUCCAUAGCAGGGUCGCAGGCUCCCAUCUCGAGGAGAGAAGCGGCACAGGUGCGCCAACUCCAAAGCGAGGCGGCAGCCGUCAGAAGGGAGCUGCAGCAAGUGCGGGGAGCUGCGCAGGUUCUCGCAAGCAGCAUGAGCAGCGCUCACAUUGGAGGAGACCCGCCGCAGUUUGUGACGCCGAGGACCGCUCCUCGGGCAGGCUUUGUGUCCUCGCUGCCUUUGUCUGCGAGCGUCAUCAGCAGCUCUAGCCUUGCCACCGCGGGGUCUGAGUGGCCUUUGCCCUGGGGUCCGCCACCGGCAGUUGUCAAGGACUUGGUCUUCCCCGCGAGCCCAGCUUCUUGCCGGGACGCUCCGCGCGACUGAGCUUGAGAGGCGCCGGACGGCCGGACGGGGAUCUCUGUGAAGCCAGGGAUUUUAGUUGAAGCUUCACGACAUGCAAACCGGAAUGGACGAAAACAAACGAGGUCUGGUCAAGAU
This is a messenger RNA of Effrenium voratum, 3510 nucleotides long. The record is from the annotation of a GenBank genome assembly. Lineage: Eukaryota; Dinophyceae; Suessiales; Symbiodiniaceae.